Molecule: messenger RNA, 720 nt
Organism: Ectocarpus sp. CCAP 1310/34
Lineage: Eukaryota; Phaeophyceae; Ectocarpales; Ectocarpaceae
Source: the annotation of a GenBank genome assembly
AUGGGGGAGCUCGUGCUGGCGAAGUUCGGGGGGCAAGCGGCGGUGAACAUCGCGGAGCUAAUUCAGGAGUGUGUGGACUCGAUCGGAAGUAUUGUGAGAGGCAUGAAGGAGAACACCCGUCACGCUUCUCAAUUGUUGGAGAUAGUGGAGGCAAUCGAGCCUCUCAUACGCGCCAUACAGAAGAAGGGCACCACACUGUCUAGUUCCGAGUCGCUACGCCAGCUGUUGGAGUCCGUGCAGGAAAUCCGAACCGUCUUGGACGAGUACGCGCGGACGUGUAUUGUCGCGCGCGCUUUGAAGAGGAAGAAGAUCGCCAAGAAGUUCGCAUGGCUCGGCAACAACCUCACCCAAAAGAUGCACGCCGUUCAGCUGGGCGACAUAGCGGACCGUUUGGACGAUGUAUUACCUUCACCGGCUGCCGCUGUGCCACGUGCACCCGCUGCCGGGACGAGCAUUGGAGCGCCGGCGAAGAACGUGGCGGACGUGCUGAAACAGGCACCGACGACUGUAGGAAAAUCCACCACAGUAGGAGCAGCGGCCGGUGGGGCAGGCGGGGCUUUGUUGGCAGUGGCUGGCGCGGAGACCUUGACCGCGGCGGCAAUCGCGAACGCUGCUUUGGCGGGAGCGGUUUGUGCGGGGAUCGGUGGUGUAGCAAUUGGAGUGGGGAUUGUAGCGUACCAAGCGAUGAAUUGUGCUCAGCCCAGCCAAAGGUCUUCCUGA